Scleropages formosus (Asian bonytongue) is the source of this 4691-nucleotide messenger RNA. RefSeq names its product FA complementation group A (gene fanca). Lineage: Eukaryota; Metazoa; Chordata; Actinopteri; Osteoglossiformes; Osteoglossidae. Gene Ontology annotation, cellular component: Fanconi anaemia nuclear complex. The record is from RefSeq and is a predicted model, not a curated record. Bases 194 to 4567 code for a protein of 1457 amino acids. The transcript has 42 exons. Gene Ontology annotation, biological process: interstrand cross-link repair.
AGCCGUGUGUCGUGGUGUACGUACUGACCUGUUGUGUUGAUGCGUGCGAUUUUGCUAUUUAAUUUUUUUUUAAAAUUUCAUUUGUAGCACAGUUUUGUCUCUACAAGUUUAUUUUUUGGGUUGAAACUAUAGUUUUUUUCCAAUGUGGUACUGUGUACGACAGCCUAAGAACUGGAAUUUGUGAAAUGAAUGCAUGGCUGAGGAGAAUCGAAUCAUGUCUAUGCCACAGACUUUGGGGGGCCACAGGAGGCCCUUUUCAGCCCUUCUCGCAGCCCACAUUGUGAAGAAACCCAGGUAUGAGAGUGAAGCGGUGUUGCACGAGGCGGCUGUCAAGCUGAUCAGCCGACAUCAGAACCUGUCAGACCUGCUGCUGGAGGCGAGUCGCACACCCAGUGGCCCCACUGAGAAUGUGGGGCUGGCACAGCAAGAUGUAUGCCUGGGGAGUCUUACCCCUCCUGAGACAGGGACCUGGGCCACUCCUCUUUCUGGCCCUGGAGGCUCACUCAUAGUGCAUGCACUGCAGAGGCAGGCUGUUGAGCUGGGGGUCCCAGUGGGGGAGGUGUCAGCAAAGUUGGUGGCAGAGAAGCUUAGAGGACUGAUGGGAUGCUCUGAGGCUCAUGGCCGGAGGCUUCCGUUGAACUCCACGCAGAGAGCUGAGCUCUCUGUUCUGGUCCAGUCAGCUCAAGAACUGCUCUCACACAGAGCCUUUAGCCCUUCAGCCUUUUGCCGUGAACUCUGGAAAGCUCUGGAGAAUCCUCUGCUGGAGGUGGUCUGGCAUUUCCACUUGGGAAGAAUUCUUACUGUGGAGUACAUUUUGGAAAGUGAGGAGGGGGCUGAGUCAUGGUUAGUGACAGAGCUGAGAUCUCUUUGUGGAGGAACCACAGAAGAGCAGGGACAAAAGGAGGAUAAAGAGGUGCAAAAGCAGAUCCUCACAGGUGUGGUAUCAGUUCUGGUGCGGGCAGCAUUCCAGAAGCCCCAGGACCCAGGAUCUGCUCAGAGGAACAUCUCUCAGCAGUGCUGCUUUGUUCUCGAUGACAUGCUCUCCUGUGUGUUGGACAGUUUGCACAAGACACAAGACCAGCAGGCCGGAACCGUAAUUGCUGAGUGCUGGGUUCAGGUGUUGGACUCGAUGUCCUGUGAUGUAACCAUGUCAGAUGAUGUGCUGGGUUGCUUCUUCACUCAUUCUCUCACAUACAUUCUUACCUACAGACCUCAGUUCAAAGUGUCACAUGCCAUUGCGAUGCAGAGUGAAUGGUGCUUUGCUAAAACCAGCCGAUUGCUGACAGCUUUAUAUCGGAAGCUCUCCAUUCUCCUCAGCAUGGAGAAACUGUUGUCUCACCUGCAGCAGGUGCUGGAGACUGAUGAGGUCAACUGGCAGCAUGUGCUCUCCUUCCUCUCCACCCUGCUGGUGUACUACCCACAGGCCCAGCGCUCACUCAUAGAGCUGCUUUCUCGCCUUCUGAGCUCCGCUUUUGAGGGCUAUGACCUGGAAAAUAUGAUCACUUCAUUCCUGCUGGCUCGUCAGGGGGCGCUUGAGGGCCCAGCUGUCUUUCCCUCGUAUAGCGAGUGGUUCAAGAUGUCCUUUGGAAGUGCCAGUGGUUACCAUGGUAAUAGCAAAAAGUCCAUAGUGUUUCUACUGAAGUUCUUGUCUGACCUGGUGCCCUUUGAUCCACCACAGUACUUGAAGGUUCACAUACUCUACCCGCCUUAUGUACCUGUGAAGCACCGCACCCUCCUCCAGGAAUAUGUGUCUCUUGCUAAGACCAGACUUGCUGAUCUAAAGGUUUCAGUGGAUGGGAUGGGGCUCUAUGAGGACCUAUCAGGAGCAGCAGCUCCAGUACAGUGUCAGGCGAAACAAGACGUGGACAAAGCUGUCAGUCUGUUUGAGAGCACGGGGAAGAUUUCCACCGCAGUAAUGGAGGCCAGCAUUUUCAGGAGACCGUACUUCCUGUCCCGGUUCCUCCCCGUCCUCCUAACCCCACGGGCACUUCCUGCCAAGCCUGACAUCCGCAUGGCUUUCAUCGAGUCCCUCAGGAAAGCAGAGAAGAUCCCGUCUGCUUUGUACUCUAACUAUAUCCAGGCGUGUCAGAGGGAAAGAGAAAGGCACAGGCCAGAGGAGAGAGGAGUUGUGGAGGUGUCAGCGGACCGGCAGCCCUUGGAGAGACUCCAGGAUGAGCUUCAGGAUCUCAGGCACCUGUUGUUGACCCCUGGUGCUGAAGAAGUGUCAGCACAGCUGGCUCGGAUAUCUGAGGCUUUGACUGUUCUGGUUCCCGAGGGGGUUGAUGAACCACUGCGCCAGACUAUCAUGGAGUUCCAUGUGGACCCACCCACCACCUCAGACCUGGAGAACAAGGUCAUCAACUCUGUGCUCGUAGGCUUCUGUCAGAUUUUUAUGGAUGCCUCAAAAAUCAAUCCACCAAACAGCAGACAAGGCCCAUGGGCCUCCCAUUUUGUGGCCAUGCUGCUGGGACACAAAAAACUGCUCAUGUCUCUACUGCACCGGCUGAAAGAUCUUCUUUGUAACCAGGGGGCGUCAUUGAGUGCUGCACACAUCCUGGGCCUUGCAGUGUUUUUUGUACACCUGCAUCAGUGCAGAGCCAUAUGUCCCCUGGUCCUCAGUGACUCCACACCCUGCUCUGAGGCUCUGGCUGCGGCCCUACCUUGCAGCACCGGUGCAGAUAUGAGCUUCUGCCUCAGGUUCUGCGUGGCUGCAGUGUGCUACGCACUAUGCCGAAGUGAUUCAUCACCAGACCGUGUGCAUGAUUACGUUCCCAGCAGCUUGUGCAAGAAGCUGCUCUACCUAGUCUCCAGGCUACUGCCUGGGACAAGGACAGUACUGGAAGGUGGAGGAGUACAGUCAGCAGAUGAGGGGACACAGGAGGAGAAAGAGGCUGGACGUGGCAUGUGGCGCAACAUCACGGAUCCUUUGGCUUCUUGGAAGAGCUCUGUUGUGGCACUAUGGCGACAGCCUUGCUUCCUUGCCUUACAAACAUUACCAGACUACCAGCUCUCGUUUGCAGAGUGGGUAAAGGCUGAGCUCAGGGUGCAGAGGAGCACAGAUAUCCUGUCUGAUCCAGAGAGACAGGAGUAUCAGCAGUGGGUGUGUCAGCAGCAGUACUUAUCAGUGCCAUUAAACCAAGGGGGCUGCGCUGGGGACAUUCGGCAGGCCUGCAGCCACAUCUUCCAUGCUAUCAUGGAGUUCUAUACCUGUACUCAGACGGUGCAGACGACCCGGUGCGGACCACCCGAAGCAGACAGCUGUCUCCCGGACAUUGUGUCUAGACUGCAGGAGCUGGUGUACGAGUUGGAGAUGAACCGUGCCUUCAGGAGAGAUGAGGAAGAUCAGAGGAGUUUCAUCUUGGAUGUGAUUUCUGAGAAGUGUUCUGUGACCUCAGAGUCCCUGGCUGUCAGCAGUGAGCUGGAGCUGCAGCAAACAAUGCACAUCUGGAGCAGGGUGGUAGUGGCAUUGCCCCCAACAGUGCUGCUGUCAGUCAGGUCUCUGGGGGACAAGAGGAGGCUGGACUUAAGGGCGUUUGCAGAGCACAUUAACCAGAGACAUAGAAAUGUUUGUGUUCCUGCCGGCCGGUUGCCCUACGAUAUCACAGCACACUUUCUCAAGGGUGUGUUGACUGUGAGUCUGCGCUGUGAUCACCCAAGUCAGGCUGUGAACAAGCUUCUCUCCCGAAUGCACCAGCAGUGUCCUCUGCUUCUGGUCUCCGUAGGGGUUUGGUGGUCUCGGCUGUGUCCCGUGUUGCUGUCUCUGUGGACUCGUCUGAGUGGCGGACCGCUGCCAGAAAGCCUGCAACGUGUAGCUGACUGCUGUGCCUGGGCCUGCAGUGCAGUGAAAGGGGAGGUGGUUCCACCCCCUGCGGUCCCAGCACUGCUCCUGGCUGCUUGUCUGCACCAUGCAGGGAAGGGACAAAGGAAACAGUGUAGUACCAGGAGAACCUUGGAGCAACUGGGGCAGCUGCAGGAGCAGCAUGGGCUGUUCCCAGUGUUCCUGCUCUUUUUCUGGGUUACAGACCUUCUGUCAACAUUCCUCCAGCUCCAGAAAGAAGAUGCAGAGCCAGCUAGGGAACACUGUAUGGAGAUCCUGGGAUACCUGUGUGACACUGCAGAUUGGCUGCUGCUGUUUCACCCACCUGGUCCAGAGCAGGGAUGGUACAACACUUUGGCUGAGGUUACAACAGACGGGACCACCAGACUGAUGCCCCUGGCUUUCUACAGCCUCGUACCCAAACUGGACACACAGGUUUUGGGGAAGAUGUUGAAAGUUCCGGGAUUCCUCCUCACAGCUCUACAUUCCUACUCUGCCCUAACCAGACUUUUCCUGGAUGGCCAGACCCCUUUACCUGAUUCCUCCUCUGAACAGGCUGACCCCCUGCAGAUUCUGAGUCAAGCAAAGCAAUUUCUCCUCAGGACAAUCUCGCUGAGUCCACAGACUCAUUUUUCUGAGAACAGCAGCCAGUUGAAAGAUGCCUGUGGGGAUCUAGACCCAGAGGUGAGCUCUGCUGUGUCUUCACGUCUGAGCCAGCAUGAUUUCUCUGAAGAGCCAGACUUCCUGUGAGGAAACCCAAACUGUAUAAUCCUCUUCCUUUACCUCAAUUCCCCAUUGUCCUGUGAGGUGUGUGAGUAUACACAAAGUUGCUUCCUUAAGGACAAAACCAGUGUGAAAAAUAUUAAAAUUGUAA